AUGUAUUCUGAUGUUGAAUUCGAUGCCAACCCACACUGCGAAAACUGCAAAGGCGAUAAAGUUCAGAGAAAGUCCUCCUAUUUUGGAAUUAUUGCCAUUUAUUGUCUCUGGUGGUGUGGAAUCGGACUUUUGAUUUUCAAACUAUCAAUGAUGGAUUACUGUGAAAACUGUUACUAUAUAAACUUUAUGAAGAUGGCAAGACCGAAAAGAAUGUUAUCGCUCGUCGUAGAUGACAGAUCUCAAUUGGAAAUGCCACCGGUUAGUGCAGAUACAAUGAAGAAAAAAUUUGCUGAGAACUUAUUGCAAAAGUAA
Caenorhabditis briggsae is the source of this 312-nucleotide messenger RNA. The transcript is spliced from 4 exons. The coding region runs from base 1 to 312 and encodes 103 amino acids. Lineage: Eukaryota; Metazoa; Nematoda; Chromadorea; Rhabditida; Rhabditidae. The record is from RefSeq and is a predicted model, not a curated record.